UGUACACUGCGCGAACCAACUGCGUAUCACGAAGUUUUGAUACUGUAGAAAAGCUUCCACUAACCUGGUGAUAUCAGACAAAAAUCUGAAAAGUGUCUUGGAGAAUCCUCAUCACCAUCAGCCAGGGAAUAUCAAGAGAGGUCAUUGCGUUGCCGCUCCAUAACCUGAAAAUUCUAGGUCCCGGCAUCCCAACACCUCACUCACUCGUAUCAAGACCCCAUCUCCCCUCUCCACCAAGAGGGGUCCCUUUUGAAAAGAUGUCGAGUGAUGGGCAUGAACCAACAACAAUGACCUUUGAACUGCUCAAGACCGCCGUUAAGGAUGGCGGUGCCAGACUCGGUCGUUUGGCCUUCCCAGGUCGUCGUACUGUCGACACCCCCAACUUCUUCGGCCUUACCUCGAGAGGUGUCAUCCCUCACGUAACCCCAGACAAUGUCGAGAAGCACUUACAUACCAAUGGCACUUACAUGGCCUUGGAGGACUUCAUUGAGCGCCCUCAGCAAAACAUGACCCGCCCACCCCCCAUCUAUGAGACUCCCUCGCCCAUCAACAAGCCCCUAAACAGCUUCACGGCCAUGCCCUCCUCCAUCAUCACCGUUCUCGGCUCCAGGAGGCUUCCCGCCGUCUCCUCCCCCAUGGGCAACACCAACCAGACCGUCUCCGUCUUCACCUCCACCGGCUUCCAAGCCGUCACCACAAAGCAGUACAUCAACGCCAUCCAGACUCUCAACCCAGACAUCGCCAUUCCCCUCGCCGACCUCACCCACAAGACCAGCACGCCCACCUCCAAGCGCGCCCUCCGCAUGGCCGAGCGCGCCGACGACUGGAUCAAGGAGUGGUUCACCGAGAUGUACGGUCCAAAGUCCAACAAGGAGCCCUCCAAAAUCGCAACUUUUGCCCCCGUGCUCCCCAUCAGCUACUCCAUCCAAUGGGAAUACAUCGAGCGUUUGUCGGAAGAGCACGCAUCCAACCCCCGCGUCCUCUCGGGCCUAGCCGUCUACGACGCCGACUUGAUCCCCGACGUCUCGACCUCUUACCAAAACCUCGACUCCCUCCCCCGCUUGGCUCUCACCACGCCAUCCACGCCUCACCAAGUCCUCCGCCAGCUUUCCUUGGGAAUGGACAUCUUCCUCCUCCCCUUCCUCUCCACCGCCUCCGACGCCGGCAUCGCUUUGUCAUUCACCUUCCCCCCUCCUGCAUCCGAAUCAUCGGGGCUCCUCCCCUUGGGAAUCGACAUGUCCUCCCCCGAGCACUCCAUCUCCCUUGAGCCUCUGACUGAAUCCUGCACCUGCUACGCCUGCACCACGCACCACCGGGCUUUCGUCCAGCACUUGCUUGGCGCCAGAGAAAUGCUGGGUUGGACUUUGUUGCAAAUUCACAACCACGCUGUGCUGGCUUCCUUCUUCGCUUCCAUCCGCGAGGCGCUUGCGGAUGGUACCUUUGAAGACAAAGCGCGGCAGUUCGCAUUGAGGUACGAACCUGAGAUCCCUCAGGGUUUGGGAGAGAGGCCGAGGGCGAGGGGAUAUCACUUCAAGAGCGAGGGGCCGGGCGAGCAGAAGAAGAAUAAGCCUGGUUGGAGCAAGUUUGAGGGUGAGGAGGGUGCUAAGAACAUUGAGGAGAAGGUUGCGGAUCUUAGGAUAGACGACGAGCAGAGUGGUGCUUCGGGUUUGGGAUCGGGUGUGGAUUCGGUGGCUGAGACGCCGUUGGUCCCGGAUGAGAAUGCUGAUGCGAAGGAUUUGGAGGAGAAGGGGUUUGCGGAGAAGGUGGUGGAGGAGGAGAAGAAGUGAUCGACUAAACGAGAUACCAACAGAAGAAGAAAAGAAAUAAGUGCAUUUUAGGCAUGGUCUCUUUGAAAAAGCCAUAAGAAUUAUGUAUGGCCUAGGUGUGAAGCUGGCAAUAGCAAGGACAUGUUGACCUCUAACAGAUCUCUUUGCGCUCGUCACGUUCUAUCCUAGAAGACUUCAUCCAUCAAUAUUCCUUUCUUAUCUUGAUUAAUGAACCGUUC
This is a messenger RNA of Neurospora tetraspora, 2005 nucleotides long. Its product is annotated as tRNA-guanine(15) transglycosylase-like protein. Gene Ontology annotation, molecular function: tRNA-guanosine(34) queuine transglycosylase activity. NCBI's taxonomy places the organism in Eukaryota, Fungi, Ascomycota, Sordariomycetes, Sordariales, Sordariaceae. The transcript is spliced from 2 exons. The record is from RefSeq and is a predicted model, not a curated record. Bases 258 to 1787 code for a protein of 509 amino acids.